CAAACACCCCGUUAAUUGGUCGCAACCAAACAAUCGAGAUCGCCAUAUCCACAACCAUGCCACGUGUACGUAACAAAAUACACACCUGCGCAUUUUAACCUCCGCCGCCCUCAGUCCACCUUUCACGGCGGCGUUAACCCUAAAAAUAAACACAAAAAAUGUCUCUCACCACCACUCUCUCCUCACCAAACCUUCUCCCUCUUCCUCACCUCAGCUCCCAUGCACCUCACCGCACACAAUCAUUCCCCAUGGCCGCCAUCCUCCGCCAUAUAAACCCUAUCCGCCGCCGCUCCCGCUCCUUCGCCAUCUCCGCCGCCGUCCGUCAACCGGACACCACGCUCUGGACUCCCUCACCUCUCGCCGGAGUAAAACCUGCCGCUGAAUCUCUCUUCCACGUCACAAUUGACGUCUCCGAUUCUCCAGAUCUGGCGUCAACGUACACCGUUGCCGGUCAAUAUCUCCAGAUCCGGAUCCCUAACGUGGAGAAACCGUCGUUUUUAGCCAUCGCUUCUCCUCCGUCUGUGGCGGUUACGAACGGUGUGUUUGAGUUUUUGGUUAAAAGUAUCGCUGGAUCUACGGCGGAGCUGUUGUGUGGUCUCGGAAAAGGAGAUGUUGUGGAGCUGAGUCCGGUUAUGGGGAAAGGAUUUGGUGUGGAUCAGAUAUCUCCACCGGAGGAUUAUCAGUCUGUUUUUAUUUUUGCUACUGGAUCUGGAAUUAGCCCCAUUCGAUCUUUAAUCGAAUCAGGCUUUAGCGUGGACAAGAGAUCAGACGUGAGAUUAUAUUACGGUGCAAGAAACCUUCAAAGAAUGGCUUAUCAGGAUAGAUUCAAAGCCUGGGAGUCUUCCGGAGUUACCAUUGUUCCCGUGCUGUCUCAGCCUGAUGAUGGUUGGGCCGGUGAAGCUGGCUAUGUACAGGCGGCUUUUGCUAGAGCGAAACAACUUUACGCACCUGAUUCAACAGGUGCUCUGCUUUGUGGCCAAAAACAAAUGGCAGAGGAAGUUACUUCUAUUCUUGUUGGCAAUGGUGUACCCGGUGAGAAGAUCUUGAAGAACUUCUGAGAUCCAGUUUAGUGGAUUGUUUCAUUCAUCCCAUAAUGCUGAGUGUCAAGCAUCUCUCAGUCUGGGAUCACAGAAUAACAUCAUUUUUUAGAUGUAAAUUUACAGUUGUUACCUACAUAAAUACGCAGCACAUUGGGUUUUCUGUUGUUCAGAAAGAUUACAAGCCCAAAUAGAAUGUACCUUAAUUUAUGUAGAAGAUGAUGAUCCAAGUUUUGUACCAUGCACAUUGUAGAAUGGCAUUCAAAUUUUGUUACUUGUGUUUUAAUUUACUGGGCA
Messenger RNA from Helianthus annuus (common sunflower), 1334 nucleotides. RefSeq names its product fruit protein pKIWI502. Lineage: Eukaryota; Viridiplantae; Streptophyta; Magnoliopsida; Asterales; Asteraceae. The transcript has 5 exons. Gene Ontology annotation, molecular function: oxidoreductase activity. The record is from RefSeq and is a predicted model, not a curated record. Bases 159 to 1058 code for a protein of 299 amino acids.